AUGGCUGAGACAGGAAGUGCCCCGGUUGUACUUCUGAAUGAGUUUGUUGAGAUUGACCUCGGCACCAGCUGGGCUGAUCCCAGCCUAUCUAGGAUCCGAGUGAUCUCUGCAUGGUCAAUGGAAUGUUUUCGCCUGGGCUUUCAGGAAGUCCAGUAUGUAAUCUAUCCAGAGGAAGAAUCCUCGGGAAAAAAUGUCAAUAAGAGUCUGGUCUCCCUUCAAGUGCAUCAGAUCUUCGUCAGACUUCAAGAUGAUGAGGACGAGAUAGAGAAAAGGGAGACUGCACAGCGGCAACAUUAUGGCUGCAGGACGAGGAAAGAUUUAGUAAACCAGCUCAAACAGAAGCAGAUAGAUUUAGAUAAGGCGGAGGCAGAUCUGUUGACAUAUGCUGCUCCUCCCAGCAGCAAGGUUAAGCACAGGGACAUGUGCCGUGUGAAGCGAGACCAAAAGAAGCAAGCACUGGAGCAGUUUGACAGGCAAUGGGAAAACAGACAGGACCAAUCCAGCUUGGAAGAAUGGUGCGCGAGGAACGUUCAGGGAGAACCAUGCAAGACUGAACGUGUGGUGAACACUUGGGGCUUUGAGAACUCCUUGGAGCACUACCUGUCCAUGUUGGAAGGCCUGCCUUUCAAAACACCUGGCAAUACUGGCUAUGUGAUCUACAGGCGGGGUUCUGACGGGAAAGAGAGGCGGCAGUUUGUAGCUGAUGCCCAGAACAUUGAUGAUGCUGUCGAUGGAUCUGUUAGCUGCACAGACUUGGAGCGCCUGCUGAAGAACACUGCAGCAAGCAGCAAUGCAAACAAAAGCGAAGCUGCCCGCUGGUUGCAGAUUCUGCACGAUGCAUCAUAUUGGUCUGUCAAUGCCACCAUGCACAAUUCGGAGCGGCAUCCAGAUAGAUUCAGGAAGCAUCUCAACGUUGUGGGCAUGAUAGAAGGCAGGUGGCAGCACCUGCAUAUCUACUGCUACCGAGUGAAGGGUGAUUGCAACAGAGGCGAGGCCGUAGAAAUCCCUGCCGUCGAAGCUCACGGGAUCCGGAGCCACCUCUUCAAGGUCUGCCGCAUCCUUUCCCACGAGGACGAGCCGAAAACACUUGGCAAUCAAUACCUCAGCCAUCAGGAGCAGGAGAGACUAAAAAAUGAAGGGCAGAUGAUCGCCAAAGCCACUCAGAAGAUGAGCUCUGUAGGGGAGAAGACGAAGAAAAAGCUUCGGCAUAAAAUACGCGAAAUUAAGGGUGAACUUCAAGAAGACAAGAAAGCUCAGAAAAAAAAGGUGUGGUUCCACAGGAAACUUAGCAUAAUGCGAGGAUCCGAAGGAUAG
Molecule: messenger RNA, 1314 nt
Organism: Symbiodinium pilosum
Lineage: Eukaryota; Dinophyceae; Suessiales; Symbiodiniaceae
Source: the annotation of a GenBank genome assembly